AUGCCGCUGUUGUACGUGUUACCCUCCGGCACCCGGCCCUCGUCCCGGCGGCUGGGCUUGUCCUGUGCCAACUGCCACACCACGACCACCACACUGUGGCGCAGGAACGCGGAGGGUGAGCCCGUCUGCAACGCCUGCGGCCUCUACAUGAAGCUCCAUGGGGUUCCCCGACCUCUUGCUAUGAAAAAAGAAGGAAUUCAGACCAGGAAACGAAAACCUAAGAACAUAAAUAAGUCAAAGGCAUGCUCUGGUAACAGUACUACUGCGGUUCCUAUGACUCCAACAUCCACAUCUUCUACUAACUCAGAUGACUGUAGCAAAACUGCUUCUCCCAGCACACAGACUGCAGCCUCCGGGGCGAGCUCAUCGGUGAUGUCUGGCCCAGGAGAGAGCACCAGUCCCGAGAACAGCAACCUUAAGUACUCAGGUCAAGACGGGCUGUACACAGGAGUCAGCCUGACCUCCACGGCUGAAGUGACGGCGUCCGUGAGACAGGAUCCCUGGUGUGCCCUGGCUCUGGCGUGACCCGGAGCGAGGAAAGCUGGAUCCUGGCGCUGCGCGGCAGCCCCCAGAUGUCCGCGCACGGUUUCUUCUGCGGAGCAGUCACGGCGGCAGCGAGAGUGCUGGCAAAGACCAUUCCUCUGAAAUUGUUUCCGUGCCUUGGUGGUAGAGGCGUUUUUCAGCCUCUGAAAGAGGCUCUGCCGAAGCAUCCAGUUCCUCAUCUAUGCAAGAAAAAUAUAGGGAAAGCAAAUGCUCACCGGGGGAUAGCUAAUGCAGCCUUACACUCUCAAAAAA
Messenger RNA from Phaethon lepturus (White-tailed tropicbird), 795 nucleotides. Its product is annotated as transcription factor GATA-6-like. Lineage: Eukaryota; Metazoa; Chordata; Aves; Phaethontiformes; Phaethontidae. Gene Ontology annotation, biological process: positive regulation of transcription by RNA polymerase II; cell fate commitment; negative regulation of transcription by RNA polymerase II. Gene Ontology annotation, molecular function: zinc ion binding; RNA polymerase II cis-regulatory region sequence-specific DNA binding; DNA-binding transcription factor activity, RNA polymerase II-specific. Bases 1 to 525 code for a protein of 174 amino acids. The record is from RefSeq and is a predicted model, not a curated record. The transcript is spliced from 5 exons.